CGCGCAAGCUCCACCAAUCACUCGCCCUCUGACCUCCAAACUCUAAGCUCCCGUGGUACCAAACACCCCCUCCUUGUCUGUGCCAUUUGGAGAGAAAACCAGAGCGUUUCAACAACCGAAAUUCGUGCCUCGUGCCUCGUGAUUGCCGUCUCGUGGUUAGAACCCGAGCAUCAUCGCCGAGGAACCAACGACACUUUCACCCUCGACAGCUUCAGGAAAACUCCAGACCGUCGAACCCAGGCCAUCUGCUUACCGGCUUUUGAUAACUCUUCUCAAACAUGACGACGGUUGUGGCGUUCAUUCAACGAUGCAUGAUUGUUGUCGCAAUUUUUCUUUGCUAUUUUUACGUUCAGGGUGAAAACGUGGACUGCGAGUUGUAUCCAUUCCAUCAGACUUGCAGAGGUACGAUGUCCAGGAAACGUGCAACAUUUCCGAUCUUGUAUAGAUCGGGUUGCGAUGGAAGUAAAGGUGGUUUAAACUGCCUCAGAGAAUACGAGGACAAGGCUCGCAUUGCCUAUGUUCCAUUGUCGAAAUCGAAACUGUUGAUUGCUCUGCUCGAUAACGAUCUGCCAAAGGACGUAACAUAUACGGCGCGUCAUAGACAAAGGAACAAUGUAAUGGACGAACGGAGGCCUCUCAUGGAGAACUUUUUGUCAGAAUUGGAAUCUUCGGACAUCAACUAUUAAAUGGACUGAUCAAGAAAAAAAUAUUUGCUCGACUCGCGCGAACAUUUUUCAUUAAUCGAAUUUUCAAAAAUGUGUGUUUUGUCCUAUUUCUAUAAUGUUUACACCGUAUAAAAUUCUCUCUGUUUCUUCCCAGCUCUUCCAAGUCUUUCCAACUAACUUUACCGCUCACACCCCUUUCUUCUCAUCUAUCCUUGUCCUUUACACGUUCCUGGACUGAGAUAUAAUUGAAACCAUUGUAUUCACGUUAUUAACAAUACACUAUAUGCUACAGCAUCAGAGAAUACAUUUGAAAUUCGCAACAAUUCCUUAGACUGUCCUAUUUAAAAGAAAGUACGAAAUUAACACGUGUCGAUAAAAUCGAGAUUUACUACAUAUGUUAUACAAUCGCCGUGCAGACAUAUAUCACAAACUAAGCUCUUGUACAUACAUAAACGAUUUUAAAACGAUUAUUAGAGGAAUAUCUUUGUUAUGUUCAAAAAAGGAAAUACAGUCAAUAAACAAAUUUAUUUCUAGAAAAUUUCGUGCGUUCUUUAUACAUUUAAAUAAGUGUAUAUGUAUACAUAAGACGUGGCUACGUGAAACUACUAAAAUAAAUCGUGACAUUUUGAAUUUUA
Messenger RNA from Hylaeus volcanicus, 1300 nucleotides. RefSeq lists its product as uncharacterized. Bases 279 to 686 code for a protein of 135 amino acids. Lineage: Eukaryota; Metazoa; Arthropoda; Insecta; Hymenoptera; Colletidae. The transcript is spliced from 4 exons. The record is from RefSeq and is a predicted model, not a curated record.